Molecule: messenger RNA, 3531 nt
Organism: Homalodisca vitripennis (glassy-winged sharpshooter)
Lineage: Eukaryota; Metazoa; Arthropoda; Insecta; Hemiptera; Cicadellidae
Gene: Rat1
Product: 5'-3' exoribonuclease 2 homolog
Exons: 22
Coding region: 288-3443 (1051 amino acids)
Biological process (GO): nuclear-transcribed mRNA catabolic process
Cellular component (GO): nucleus
Molecular function (GO): RNA binding; zinc ion binding; 5'-3' RNA exonuclease activity
Source: RefSeq, a predicted model, not a curated record
UCAUGUCGUCGGCCUGUUGGUUGUAUUGUUUUCAAUCCAGUUCCUGUUGGUUGGUUUGUUUGGGAUUGGGUUGAAUAGAGUGAAGUGAAAUUGUGGAAAUCGGAUUGUUGUGUUAAAUACUAUAAGAAACUGAUGUGUCUUAGCGUUAAGAAUUUCGGGACGAAUUAAGUAAGAUAGACAAUCAACAUUUAAAAUGAUGCCGGAACAGAAGUGAUCAACUUAUUUUCAAUUUGAUUCAAUCGUAGGCUUAUAGGCUAUUUCAUUGCCGAUUUUUAACCGGUUCAACAAUGGGUGUUCCAGCCUUUUUCAGGUGGCUAAGCAGAAAAUACCCAUCAGUUAUAGUCAACUGCAUUGAGGAGAAGAACACACAACUCGAUGGAACUUUCAUACCAGUUGACUCUUCUCAACCGAAUCCAAAUGGAGUGGAAUUUGACAAUCUAUAUUUGGACAUGAAUGGAAUAAUCCAUCCUUGCACUCAUCCGGAAGAUAAACCAGCUCCAAAAAAUGAAGAUGAAAUGAUGGUCGCUAUUUUUGAGUGUAUUGACCGACUUUUCCGUAUUGUUCGGCCCAGAAAAUUACUGUACAUGGCAAUUGAUGGGGUGGCUCCAAGGGCUAAAAUGAACCAACAGCGAUCAAGACGUUUUCGAGCUUCAAAAGAAACAGUUGAGAAGAUUCAAGAGAUAGCUCGUGUGAGGAAGGAGAUGUCAGCCAGAGGGCUGAUUCUGCCCCCUGAAAAAGCAAAGGAAGCUCAUUUUGAUAGCAACUGUAUUACACCAGGCACACCAUUUAUGGCACGGUUGUCUAAUUGCCUCCACUACUACAUUCAUGACAGACUGAACAAUGACCCAGGCUGGAGAAACAUCAAAGUCAUCCUCUCAGACGCUAACGUGCCAGGGGAAGGUGAACACAAGAUUAUGGACUACAUUCGGAGACAACGAGCCCAACCCGAUCACGACCCCAACACUCAGCACUGUUUGUGUGGGGCUGAUGCUGACCUGAUCAUGUUGGGCCUGGCUACCCAUGAGCCCAACUUUACCAUCAUCAGGGAGGAGUUCAAGCCCAACAAGCCGAAGACAUGUGACAUCUGUGGUCAAGAAGGCCAUGAAAUGAAGGACUGCAUCGGCCUGACAAACGAGGUGAGUGACCCAGGAAAACCGAUCACGAUGGGUGAGGAGCAACAGUUUAUCUUCGUGAGACUCAACGUGCUCAGAGAAUAUCUGGAGAGGGAGCUAGAGAUGCCAGGACUGCCGUUUGAAUAUGACUUUGAGCGAGCCGUUGACGACUGGGUCUUUAUGUGCUUCUUUGUUGGCAAUGAUUUUCUGCCUCACCUGCCGUCGUUGGAAAUCCGGGAAGGUGCCAUUGACCGGCUCGUUAACCUGUACAAGAAGACCGUCACGAAAACUGGGGGGUUUAUCACUGACAGCGGCAACGUUACGCUGGACCGUGUACAGCUGAUUAUGACAGAUCUGGGUGACGUGGAGGAUGAGAUCUUCAAGAAUCGACAACAGACGGAGCUUAUGUUCAAGCAGCGGGACAAGAUGAGGAAGCGUCGAGAGAAACAGCAAAACAUGAGACACAACUUCCAAGGUCCAUGGGCACCACAGCCGGUAGGACAGAACGUCGGCCCGAUGUACCAGCCGAGGCAGGAGGCAUAUCACCAGAGAGUGCAGCACAUGCACUCCCAGUCGGCCGCAGGUAGUUACAACUCUCCACCGAACCAGAGCAAUCGGGGACAGAAGAGAACUCAUGAUGAUGUGGAUGAGGGGAGCGAGGAGGAGGAGGGGGUGAAUGAUGAGGUGAGACUGUGGGAGAGCGGUUUCAAGGACCGAUACUACGAGUCCAAGUUCGACGUGGGAUCCGACAACCUGGCUUUCCGGUACAAGGUGGCGUUGGAGUACGUCAAGGGCCUUUGCUGGGUCCUCAAAUAUUACUAUCAGGGCUGUCCCUCAUGGAAGUGGUACUUCCCCUACCACUACGCUCCCUUCGCCUCGGACUUUAUCAACAUCGGCAGUCUCGACACCGACUUUGAAAUGGGAACUCAACCUUUUAAGCCUCUGGAACAGCUGAUGGGUGUGUUUCCGGCAGCGAGCUCCGCCCACGUGCCUGCGCCAUGGGCCCACCUGAUGAGCGACCCGGACUCGCCCAUAAUUGAUUUUUAUCCUGAAGAUUUCAAAAUUGACCUGAACGGAAAGAAGUUCGCCUGGCAAGGUGUAGCGUUGCUGCCAUUUGUGGAAGAAGAAAGACUGUUCAAGGCUUUGGAACCCUUCUAUAGGGAUCUCACACCUGCAGAAAUCAGGCGUAACGUGCGAGGAGAUGACCGCUUGUACAUGAACCAGGCCCACACCUGCUACUCGUUCCUGAUGGACAUCACCAUGAAUGAGGCCAACUUCAGCAAUGAGACGUCGCUGGCUGCCGACGGCAUGAGAGGCUCUAUCCUUAUCUCUGAGGACAAGGUCAAGGAGGGAGGGUCACUACCAUCUCCAGUGGAAGGUCUGUCAGUGAUUCGGAUGAAUGCUGUCAUGUGUGUGCGGUUCAGGGAUCCCAAGUACCCGGAUUCCUUCAUCUUUCCGGCCAAGAGGCUAUCUGGAGCAAUAGAGCCUCCACGAGUGCUGAAGCCUGGGAACCUGAGCCGGGAAGACAGCAACAACUGGAGACCUCAGACUGGGUUUGUGAGGUCGAACCAGCGAGGGUCUCUGAACGCUGCCGGCCACAGGAUGCUAGGGAGAUACAGUGGACGUUUUGGUGGAGGCAGGGGUGGAUCCCAGGACUCCUCACCAGGGGUGUAUUCUUCAGUACCUCCCCCUCCCAAUGGCUUUCGUGGACAACCUUACAGGCAGGAUGAUUACCAAGGCCCCAGCCGUAACCGUGGCAACAGAGAUGGGCGAUACCAGCCUUUCCAGAGGAAUUCGGGUGGGUUUAACAGUUCCAACUCGUCCAGAGGAAGUUACAACUCUCCGUCGUCGGGCAGAGACAGUUGGAGCAGUGGAGGGAGUGGUACCCAUAUCCGGUUUAGUGAUGGCAGUGAUAGGAGCAGUGGUGGGGGUCAAACAAAUGAAGGGGGCUCCUGGUCUACCAGUCAGAGUAGUAGGGGUGGCAGAGGUGGUGAUAACAGAAGUCAGAGCAGUUAUAGUAGUGGUCGCGGCAGUAGCAAGUACGGAGGUGCUGUGACCUACACCAGUAGCAAUCGAGGAGGUGGAUCUGGAGGCUACUCGAGUAGUCGCGGUGGCUACUCUAGUGGUCAGGGUGGCUACUCGAGUAGUCGCGGUGGCUACUCAAGUGGUCAAGGUGGUUACUCAAAUAAUCAAGGCAGCUACUCUAGUGGUCAAAGCAGUUACUCUAGUAGUCAAGGCAAUCCAAGUGGUCAACGUAGUAAGGGGUACGGACAACAGAAUCUGUACCCUCCAGCCCCCGGCUACAGUACCAGCAGUUAUGGCCGGAGAUAAUUAUUACUACUAACAGCUUCAUUAUUUUUUUAUAAUUUUCUAGUACAAAAUACCCUAAAAUAACUGAAAUAUGGUUAUUGUAUUUGAA